UUCGUAGGUUAUUCACGUUCAGUGUUUGAAAGACAUGUGUUGAUGAGAACUGCAAAUAAUUAAGCGUCGUAACGCUUAAUUAUCCGAGAAUGGAGAAACUCUGUCCGGCGUGUGAAAAGAAUGGUAUUAAGAGAAGACUCAAGGCAUUUCAGAUUAAUCUGGAAGAAGCGGUGUGGUCCUGCGAGGCGGAAGAAUGCAGCUGGCCGAUCAGUUACGAGGAAUUAACAUUCUUCCCUAGAGCAGCUUCCUCCUGCAACUGGGAAGAACCAACUUUCGCUAAAGAGGACAAACCUGUGCUACUAGAAUUUACGCUUUAUACACCACCUGUAACUCCCGGAAGUGAACUUUCCAAAGAAUUGACAGAGAUAACAAGUGCUGAAUAUUCAUCAUAUCCUACAAUGGAAGAUAAAAUUGAAACAGUGCCUAAAUGUAAAUUCAUUACCUCACCAAAGGAAUCUACCGAUACUAAUAAAUCAUUACUAUUUGAGCCACUUGAAUUAGCAGACACUAACUCUAAAGAAAGCAGAAACAUUAUGAAUAAACAGAUUGUAGGUGUUAGGACACUGCCCAAGAUUGUCAACAUUGAAAAGACUAAUAUUAAUCUUAAGAUUUUUUCUAAUAUUGAUGAGCAUUGUGAUGAUAGAAAACUACAGGAACAUGAUUAUUCGUUCAUGAAUACAAACGUAAUGGAUACUUUCAAGAAUCUCAAUAUAUCUAAUGAUAAGUAUAUAGGUUUAAAUCAGCAGUACAAAACCGCAAACGAACAGAAUGAAAACCGUAAACUGCAGUUGGAUGCAACAGUGAAUGAAGUAGGAACAGAUGUUGGCACAGAGACACUAUCGAAAGCUAUGAACACGUUAGUCGACCUAGAUACUACAAUUAACUUAGAUACAACAAAUCAGUCUAUAGAAAAUACUUCGAACAGCAAUAUAGACACACUACUGGAACAUAUUCUUAACAAUGAAAGCAAUUUACCUAUAGACUUAAAUGAAGAUUGGUUAAAUAUGUUGAUGAGCUGACGACAGUAACUUACAUUUAUUAUUAUUUAAUACAAUAGCUUGUAUUGAACAAAGACUGAAAGAUGUGACGAAGAAGAUCAGAUUAUAAGUUACAACUGAUCUUUAUGAAAUGUGAUAAUAGAAUGACGUUUAAUCGUAAUGAAGUCAUUGUAAGAAAUUAUCAUAA
This is a messenger RNA of Mycetomoellerius zeteki, 1185 nucleotides long. RefSeq lists its product as uncharacterized. The transcript is spliced from 3 exons. Bases 90 to 1019 code for a protein of 309 amino acids. The record is from RefSeq and is a predicted model, not a curated record. NCBI's taxonomy places the organism in Eukaryota, Metazoa, Arthropoda, Insecta, Hymenoptera, Formicidae.